AUGUUCCGCGGAUCCCCACCCAUUCCCGCGCGCUUAUCGCCCCCCACCCAACCUGCGCCAACGCCGCCACCCCCCGCGCGUUCUCCGCCCUCAUCACUCUCUUCUCCCCCGCCCCCAGCAGCAGCGCCGGCUCCACCUCAAGCCAGCAGCGCCGCGCACAGUGCCCCCCGUGGCGCGGAACGGGGCAGGGGGUCGGCAGCAGUUGUGGCGUCUAGAGAGGGGACGCAUGCGACUGGCGAGUGUGCUGCUGCCGCUGCUGCUGCUGGGGCUGCUGGUGAGGCUAUGACGUCCAGAGGCCCGAGCGGAAGGGAGAGGGGCGCGGUGCAUGCGGGAGGCGCAUGCGAAGCAAGCGGGGGGAACGGCGCGGGGCGCGGGCCUGCGGCGGAGAGGAGCAGCGAGGGGAAUAACGGAGGGAAGGGGAGUGAAGCGGCAGUGCAGCGGGGGGCAUUAGUGGCGGCGGAAAGACGGUCGGGAGAGGGGCGAGGUGGGGAGGGGGAGGCGGGAGGCGUGAGGGAGAGCGGCGGGGAAGUUGGAAGAGUGUGCGCGGCGACUGAACAGGCGUGCGGGGGAAGGAGGGGAGGGGCGGUAGCAGCGGGCGGGACGAAAGGCGGCAGUGAGGAGCAAGGGGGUAACGGGGAGGCGGUGUGUAGAGUGGCGUGCGGGGGGGGUGCGAGUGGCGUGGGUGUAAGGCGCGAUGAAGCAGGUCAUGCGACGGCGUCUGUGGCUCGGCUGAUGCUGAUGCAGGAGCUGCAGCAACUGAGCGAUGAGGACGACGAGGAGGAGGGCGAGGGGGAGGGGGAGGAGGACAAGGGCAGCCCAGGCGACGGGAAGACUGAUGUGGCGAUGGGAGCGACCGCGGCAGCAGCAGCAGCAGCAGCAGAAGCGGCAGAGGCGGGAGGAGCAGCAGCGGAAGGGGAUGGCGUUGGCAGCAGGGCGGAGGAGAGGAGCCGUGUGAUGCCGCGCAGCAAGAGCAUGGACACGCGCGGUGAGUGGAGUGCGCAGGACACGCGCGGUGAGUGGAGUGCGCAGGACACGCGCGGUGAGUGGAGUGCGCAGGACACGCGCGGUGAGUGGAGUGCGCAGGGCACGCGCGGUGAGUGGAGUGCGCAGGGCACGCGCGGGGUGAGACAGGCAGGAGGGCAGAGAGAGGUGAAGCUGCGCCUGUCUUCCGCGCACCCGCCCUGCCGCCUCUUCUCCCCUGAGGACCUCGCUGCCGCCACUCUGUCCUUCCACCCUGAGCGCCUGCUGGGGCAGGGCGCGUACGGCCCUGUGUACCGCGGGGAGCUGGACGACGGGGUUGCUGUAGCUGUCAAACGCAUGAAGGCCCGCGCUGCAGCGGGAGCAGCGGGAGCGGUGGGGGUAGCGGGAGGGGCAGGAGCGGGUGAGCAGAAGCGGGAGGAGCGGCGGGGAGGAGGGGGUGUGGUGUGGGAGGCGGAGGGGGAGGAGGAGAGCAGUGGCGUGGAGAGCUUUGAGAGGGAGGUGGAGGUGCUGAGCCGUGUGAAGCACGACCACAUCGUGCAGCUCAUUGGCAAACCCUCACCUGCUGUGUCCUCUUCCGCACCCGACACCUCCGCCCCGCAGCCUCUCCUGUGGCAGCACCGAGUGCGCAUCGCACAUGAGAUCGCAUCCGGGCUGCUGUAUCUGCACCGCAGCCAGCCGCCCAUGAUCCACCGCGACCUCAAGCCCGCCAACGUCCUGCUCUCCGGCCACGACUGCAGCAAGAUAGCCGACGUGGGCAUCGCGUGUGCGCUCGCCAACCCCUUUGCCACGUCUGUCAAGACCCACCGCGUGCGCGGCACCGUGGGGUUCAUCGCCCCAGAAGCCAUUGCUUCGUUCGAGCUCUCGCCUCGGUCUGAUGUGUACUCGUUCAGGAUUCUCCUCCUCAUGCUGCUCACUGGCUUCACCUCCUCUCGCUCUGUCCAUGACAUGCUGGCGCAGGCCACCCCGCCCGGCCGCCCGCGGGACGUGGAAGUUGCUGUCGCACUGUUCACUGCCAGGCUGGAUAAGAGGGCGGGGCGCUGGGAUUUGGGGCUCGCGCGGAGGGUGGUGCGAGUGGGAGUGAGGUGUGUGGAGAGGUGUGCUGAGAUGCGACCUGACCUAGAGGAGGAGGUGGAGCCGGAACUUAGGGAGGUGGCGAGGGAGGCGGUCGGUCAGGCAGGCUGA
Closterium sp. Yama58-4 is the source of this 2163-nucleotide messenger RNA. Lineage: Eukaryota; Viridiplantae; Streptophyta; Zygnematophyceae; Desmidiales; Closteriaceae. The record is from the annotation of a GenBank genome assembly.